AUGUCUGACAACGCACAGCUUGUCAGUGCUGGGGCUUGCCUUGUUAUAGUGGGAAUCAUCACUUGGGCUCACCGUCGUAAACCAGAGAGCGACCUUCCUCUCCCCCCUUCCCCUCCUACUUGGAGACUUGGGGGCCACUUUUUGCCGCGUCGCCAUUCAUCCCUCACGAUAGCAGGAUGGAUUGCUGAGUACGGUCCUCUAAUCACCAUUCGGUCAAAACUUGAGAAGAUCGUUAUCGUCGGCCGUUACAAAGCUGCCGUGGAUAUCAUGGAGAAUCAGGGUAGAAUCACAGCUGACCGUCCUCGCAUGAUUGCAGCUGGAGAAAUGUUUGGCGGCGGGAUGGGCAUCGGAUUUGCACACUGGGGGGACAGGUUUCGUCGUAUGCGUAGAGCACUUCACACACAUCUCCAGCCUAGAGCGGCUGCAGCAUAUCAGCCCCUGCAGAUGUCACAUGCGAAGGAUACAGUCCUCGGCAUUCUCGAUGAUCCACAUGGCGACUUCCAGAAGCAUGUGAUAACUUAUGCUGCGACGACAAUUAUGAAGAUUGCCUAUGGGAAGACUUCGUCUACAUCUGCGACUGAUUCUUCGGUCGUUGAAAUCCGACAAUUCGUCAAGACGAUUAGCGCGGUCGUGCGUCCUGGUGCUUAUCUAGUGGACUCGAUUCCAUGGCUCAAAUACCUUCCUUGGUAUGGGCGAGACUUAAGACAGGGGUUUGAGAGGACCAAGAAACUCAACCUUGGUCAGCUAAACCGCGUGAGGGAGCAAAUGCAGAGCGACGUGGACAUCGGCCCUUCGUUCAUGAGAUAUAUCCUGGAAAAUCGCCAUCUCUAUAGUUUGUCAGACACAGAAAUGGCCUUUCUCGGCGGUUCCUUUUUUGCAGCUGGAUCUGAGACGACCUCUACGGCGAUCUGCACAGUACUCAUGGCGGCUGCAUGUUUCCCUGAGGAGCAAGCUCAAGUUCAGGCUGAGCUCGAUGCAGUCAUCGGAAGGCACCGAGCGCCGACCUUCGCCGACCAGCAAUCCCUUCCUUGCCUGCAAGCAUUCAUCUCUGAGUCUUUGAGAUGGAGACCACCAUUGCCUACUGGUGCGCUGGCUCACCGAACAACUCAAGACAUAAUCUGGGAAAACUAUUGUAUCCCAGCCGGGACCACGAUAUUCGCUAAUCAUUGGGCCAUCUCUCGAGAUCCAGAUACCUACCCAGAGCCUGACACAUUCAAGUCCCAGCGCUGGAUUGACGAGCAAGGUCGCCUGCGAGAUGAUUUUACAUUCUUUCCCUACGGCUUUGGUCGGCGUGUAUGCCCUGGUCAACAUGUCGCGCAAAGAUCGGUGUUCAUCAACUCGCUCCUUAUUUUUUGGGCUUUCCAGCUUACAUUGGAUCUUACGAAGCCAUUGGAUGACAUGGGGAUGAUGAUCGGGGAGAAAUCAGACAAUCCCUGUGCUAUCAAGUUUAAGACAAGGAUUCCGGCAACGGAACUCAGGCUCAUGAUGCGCAAUUAUCCUGAUGGGAAUGCGUGAAUGUCACGUUUAAAACCAGUGUUGAUUGUCCCUGGGAGCCUUCCCCUAUGAUAGAAAUCACCAGCUAGAAUA
This is a messenger RNA of Suillus fuscotomentosus, 1587 nucleotides long. RefSeq names its product cytochrome P450. The record is from RefSeq and is a predicted model, not a curated record. NCBI's taxonomy places the organism in Eukaryota, Fungi, Basidiomycota, Agaricomycetes, Boletales, Suillaceae. Gene Ontology annotation, molecular function: heme binding; iron ion binding; oxidoreductase activity, acting on paired donors, with incorporation or reduction of molecular oxygen. The transcript has 13 exons. Bases 1 to 1515 code for a protein of 504 amino acids.